Messenger RNA from Daphnia magna, 2167 nucleotides. RefSeq lists its product as uncharacterized. The record is from RefSeq and is a predicted model, not a curated record. The transcript has 9 exons. Lineage: Eukaryota; Metazoa; Arthropoda; Branchiopoda; Diplostraca; Daphniidae. The coding region runs from base 349 to 1278 and encodes 309 amino acids.
AUGGGUCCUAUCAUCCAUUUAUAAGCACCGCCGUUUCGUUUCAUUGAUUUUUUUUUCUCCUGGUGUGUGUGGGAAGAGGGGGGGGGAUGGACUCUGCAGUCUUGUAUUAUUUGCUGGAUUCGACUUUUGGCAAUUGAUUAUUCAUUGGCUACUGGAUGCGGAAGCGUCUGAUGACACGAUCAAAUUUUCACGCUCGCCGCCCGUAAAUGAUCAGAACAUGGAAUUGGAAAAUACGCGUUUGUGAUGAGAGAUGACCGAGUUUAUUGAUCGUGGUAUUAUCGUAUUUCCCAAGCAAAAAGAGCUUAAGUAUUGAUCAUCAAAACAAUUUGAUACAUCUCUUAUAAUCUGAUGACGUCAACCUUUGUCCUUUUCUCGAUACUUCCUGUUCGACUGAUGGAAACUCUUUUCACGAAAUUCCAGGUCAAGGACGCUUAUGUAUAUUUAAGUAUUGACAUGAAUCGCCGCCAGGAUAGUCGAAUGAUAAUCGAAAUGAAAGAGCAACUCAGACGAUUGCAGGAACGUCGCCAGGAAUUAGAAUCUCGACAAGCGGACGAAGAAGAAGUUUUCGGCCAAUCGAUGGUUCCUCACCUCUCCAGAGUAAUGAGAGAUCGUCAAUGGGCUCAGGUUCGAUGCAUGAUCCAGCGCAAUAUGGACUCGAUCGAUCGAGAUAUUAAAGAAACUAUAGGAAGAUUGGGGACGGCUAUGUUGGAGCCUAGCGAUCCUGGACAACCUCCACGUCGCGCACAUUUUCCCGAUUUAAUACCGCAGACUAAAUCUUGGGCAAAGCCAAAAGAAGAGCCCCUUCAUUCGAGUCUUCCGCCACCAGACGAUCCAUCGCGACGCGAUUUGCUGGAAGCAGUUAAAAAGACUCUAGAAAGGCGGAAGAAACUGUCUGAUGAGGAGGAAAAAACUGAUCAAUCUCCUCGCGUCGGAUUCUAUCAAGUCCGCCAUGAAAGUGUUACCAACCAGGAAGACAAGUUGAGCCGGUUAAGCGUUCAGAAGCUUCCGUCCGUCACUAUUGCCACGCAAAAGCCAGAUCUUCCUGUAAAUCACGUCAUCAGCGUCCAGAGCCCAUCGAUCGUUCCACCUUCUGUUGAACUGCUGGCUGAUGGGCAACCUAACAAGGUCGUGGACAACCAACAGCCAACCUUGGAACCGGAUGAUGUGGCUCGCAUCUUUUCCGACCUCCUGGCCACUCAACUUGAUCUGGCUGUCGAUUCGAUUGGACAACUAACGUCUCCCAGGUCAAUGCCAAAUAAAAUCGAGCCAUGUUCGUGACAACGACGACAACGAGUUCCGGCUUACGAUCGAUAACUGCACGCAGACGAAUAUCCGCAACUUCAAGGAUUCUUCAACCGUAAUGGAACGAUGGCAUCAAACAGAUCGAGCAGUUGGUCCGGAUCUUCCAAUUUCACCGGAAUCGGAUCCAGAAGAGAUAAUACAAGUUUCUACUGAAGAAGACGAAGACAUAAAACAAGAAGAAGUUGAAGAGCCGUUGACUCCUCCGAGAGCAAGUUGCUUCAAUAUUGUUCCAGUCCCGACUCCAGCACUGGAUUUGAAUCUCUGGAGAAAACGCUUCCCUCCUACACCGCCUUCUUCCUGUCUCGAAUCCUUAAUCAGACAAGUCGAAGCUGCCGCUCACGAAACGUCGGUCAGCACGAUGGCGGGCUCGUCUUCUUCAGACGCAACUGGAAUAUCAUCCAGCUUCACUACCAACGCAUCUUCUUCUAGUGGCACCGUGAGUCGGCUGUCAGAAGGCGAAGCGCCAAACCGUGUCGCAAGUCCUGGACAAAUCAUCGUUCAAAAAACAGGCGCCGAGUCUAGAAAUAUCAUAAACCGAUCUGCUGAAGAGACGCUUAGUGAAGGGCAAAUCCCCCUGGAUAUUUUACCCAACUUUCAGUUCAUGUCGUCGUUGAUAGAUGGCAGCUCUUAUGGUGAGAUCCUUAUACCACCACAACAACAGACAUCAAGAUCCGACUCGACGGCCAGUUUCCAGUCAGCUACCGGAAGUAUUGGAGAAAUUCGACAUUCCAGCGCUACGGAUGAACUAGACUCGGAAUAACUUGUCGUACAUACACAAAGAUUUGAUUGUUUACAGUCUUUUCUCGAAGAUUCUGUCCAUUUUACAGGUUGAACAAAUACACAAAUAGUUUUUGAACUGAUAAAA